UCCGUGCACUUGUCGCGACCCGGUAUAAAUAACAGACGUACGAUUCACUGCAGUUGAAAUUCUACUCUUAUACCAUAUUGAAUUUUAAUACUCUGUAGAUAAGAUACGAGUCAGUAGUUACUUAUGUAAUCUCUGUUUAACUUUUUUUUUAUGCGUACACGGAGUCGCGCGCGUGCUUCUGAUUAACGUUCCUAAUCGGAGGAGAAAAUACCAUCAUGAUGUGUGAAAAGUUGUCCGUGUUGGUGUUUGGAUUAUUCCUUGUGAUUUUUGUAACAUUUGCCUAUCAGGUGGAAGAUCCAGAAGACUCUUCGAAUUAUUAUACCGCAGCGGUGGUUGAAUAUACACCUGUUUACAACAGGGGCAAUGGUCCAUUGACUUUAAAAGAGAACGCAGACGCGUACAUCAAAUACAUAGAAGAAGCGAGCCAACACGGUGCGGAUAUUAUUGUAUUCCCGGCAAAUGGACUCACGUCAACUUCCCUGCCGGGAAGGAAGCAAAUGGAUUCAUGGACGACGGUGAUCCCUCCCGCACAGGAUGAAUAUGUUCCUUGCACAAUGAGUGACGUCAAGGGUGUUAGUGAAACACUGACGAGACUCUCGUGCGCAGCUAGAAAAAAUCGUAUAUACGUGGUGGUGAACAUCGCCGAAAAGAAUGGUAUAUAUUAUCACAAUACCAACGUUGCGUUUGAUCGAACAGGAAAGAUAGUCGCUAGGUACCGGAAGGUGAAUCUGGACGGAGAACUGUCGUUCGACAAGCCGAAGACACCGGAAGUGGUCACAUUCGACACCGACUUUGGUGUAAAAUUCGGUACAUUCAUAUGCUUCGAUAUAUUAUUCCCUGUACCGGCUCUGAACUUGACGAGAACGCUAGGCGUUUCGAACAUCGUAUAUACAGCCGCCUGGUGGUCGGAGGUGCCUUUCUUAACAGCUAUCCAAACGCAGUCAGGAUGGGCCUACUCGCAGAAUGUCAAUCUACUAGGAGCCGGGUAUCAUUUACCGGAAUUUGGAGGCAGCGGUAGCGGCAUCUAUUGGGGUCGUGGUGGAUUAAGAAACGCGACGAUGACCAGCCAUCCUAAGCAUCGACUUCUGAUCUCUCGAGUCCCAAAGAAACCGCACCCGCAAACGUUGAACGCGGACACCGAAGGAGACUACACGACGACGACUCAUAACUACAUAGCAGCUUCUCCAGACGCGCAAAAAACAGAGGACUAUAAUGGGAUAAAUAUGUUGCACGAUAACCUCACAUCGUUUUCAUAUGUUCAGUUAAAUCACACGCAAUUCACCCAGACCAUUUGCCAGAACAACCUUUGUUGUGACUUCGAUAUUAGUGCAAAGGGCAUCGAUUCCACGCCCGUUAAUUACCGCGCUGUAGUUUUUGACGGAAUUCGACGCUACGGACAUUACAUGGACGGCGGCGUUCGUCUAUGCGGUCUGAUACAAUGUGCCAACGACUCGAUAACUUCUUGCGGUUCCGCUAAGCAGACGAAUAUUACUUUUACCCAUGUGACUAUUCGAGGGACAUUCGGUGAUGAUUAUUCAAGUACUGUAACGUUCCCUAGCGUGCUGAAUCCUGCGUUAUUGCCCUUCGAUCACUGGACGUUCACCGAGAAGCAGAAUGGCAACGAAACGAACGUAAUUUUGUCUCUGACACAGCCUACAUCGGAUCUCGUGACUUUCGGUAUGUACAAUAGAGUCUUCAGCAGAGACAAAUGGUAUCGCAUUUGAUCCUGAGCUCACGUGCCUUCCGAUUGAUACAGCAUGUAUUAUGGUGUAUACGAAUUAUUAAAUAAAGCUUGAAGAUAGCAACAGA
Messenger RNA from Ceratina calcarata, 1809 nucleotides. Its product is annotated as vanin-like protein 1. NCBI's taxonomy places the organism in Eukaryota, Metazoa, Arthropoda, Insecta, Hymenoptera, Apidae. The transcript is spliced from 7 exons. Bases 216 to 1724 code for a protein of 502 amino acids. The record is from RefSeq and is a predicted model, not a curated record. Gene Ontology annotation, molecular function: hydrolase activity, acting on carbon-nitrogen (but not peptide) bonds, in linear amides.